GAAGGUGAAUCAGCUGCAGUGAGGAGACUGCCUGACUGAGCGAUGUUCCUUUAUGAGUCCACCUGACAACACACCGUAAGAGGGAACUGCUCAAAGUUGGCUUUGUGGAUCGGCAAGCUGAAAAUACUCUGGAGGCAACGAGGAGCAUGCAAGCCUUUUAUUAAAGGAAUCAUUCUCCAGCUCUUUAUCCCUAGCAGGAUCUCUCAAAAUGACUAAGAAGCUGUUUCUCAUUGAUGUGGACUGUGGUGUGGACGAUGCUCAGGCGCUGAUGAUGGCUCUUGCAGCCCCAGAGGUUGAAAUCCUGGGAAUCACAUGUUGCUUUGGGAAUACGACCAUUGAGCAUGUCUGCAGGAAUGUGCUGCGUGUUUUACACGUGUGUAACAGGAUGGAGAUUCCGGUGUACCGUGGAGUCUCACAUUCCCUUCUUGGAGAAAUAAAUCCUGAAUUUGCCCACUUUGGAGGGGACGGACUGGGGGACGCAGGGGAUCCAAAUAGUCCAGGACUGGAACACCUACAGCAGGAAGAUGCUGUUCAUGCUAUGAUACGGAUUAUCAAUCAGUAUCAAAACCAAGUUUCCUUAAUAGCACUGGGGCCUUUGACCAAUGUGGCCCUUGCCAUAAAACUGGACCCUUCUAUUCCCAAGAAGCUUCACAAGUUGUACAUUAUGGGAGGAAACCUUGAAGGAAGAGGUAACAGAACAGUAUGUGCAGAGUUUAACUUCUGUCUUGACCCAGAGGCUGCCUACAUUGUGAUGAAUGAAUUUACAUGCCCCACCUAUAUCGCUACUUUAGACUUUUCUCGCGCAAACAGCCUUACAAUGGAAUAUUUCAAAGACUGGGUGAACCAGGACACUGCAAAAGCCAAAUUUAUGAAAACAAUCACUGCCCGCUGGCCACAGAAAGACAGCUUUGUGUCUUAUGACUCCUAUGCUGUGGCUGCUGCGAUCGAUGAGAGUAUUAUAACAGAAAGCCUGGAGUGCGCAGUAAGUGUGGAACUACAGGGACAUUACACAAGGGGGAUGAUGGUUCUGGAUUCUGAUGAAAAAUUGAAGAAAAACCAUAAAGUCACCCUAAUGAAAAAAGCGAACUUGGAAAAAUUUAAACAGCGUCUGUGGUCAGCCUUGGCUUAAAAAGAGAAAGUGACUAGUGUAUCAGAUCUAUUCUCAAACGUAAAAUAAAACGUGUCUUUAAGUGUA
Messenger RNA from Pelobates fuscus (common spadefoot toad), 1195 nucleotides. Its product is annotated as pyrimidine-specific ribonucleoside hydrolase RihA-like. Bases 209 to 1129 code for a protein of 306 amino acids. The transcript is spliced from 7 exons. The record is from RefSeq and is a predicted model, not a curated record. NCBI's taxonomy places the organism in Eukaryota, Metazoa, Chordata, Amphibia, Anura, Pelobatidae. Gene Ontology annotation, molecular function: hydrolase activity, hydrolyzing N-glycosyl compounds.